AUGAAAAUAAUGUCAAUUCGCCAUACACUAUCACUUCAAGUUCAUCCAACUAAAGAACAAGCCAUUUUAUUAAACAAACAAAAUCCAAUUAAUUAUCCUGAUCAAAAUCAUAAACCAGAAUUGGCGUAUGCAUUGACUAGAUUUGAGUUACUUUGUGGAUUUAGACCUGCAGGGGAAAUUUUAGAAAAUAUGAAAGGUGAUUUUUGA
Molecule: messenger RNA, 207 nt
Organism: Meloidogyne enterolobii
Lineage: Eukaryota; Metazoa; Nematoda; Chromadorea; Rhabditida; Meloidogynidae
Source: the annotation of a GenBank genome assembly